AUGUUUUUCUCACUUGAUUUAUCUUUUUAUGCAUUACCAAGUGAUAUUUCAACAGCUUUAAAUGCAGCUGCCCUUAAAACAGUAUUUGAUGAUAAUAUUUUUAUGACUGAAAAUGAUAAUGAGUUAAGCACUAUUAGUUUUGAUGAAAUUGCUGUGUUAAAUACUGAAAUCAAACCCGUUGGACAUACAUCACUCCAAAAGAACAAGGAUAUAGUAAAAGCACACACUAACGCCAAAAGAUCAAUAAACAAUCUAUUAAAGAAAAAAGGAGGACCUUCAAAAGCUAUUGUUCUUCUUAAUAUGGCUUAUGGUAAAAUAUCUUUUCCCUUUAACAUAGGAGCAACUAAUUGA
This is a messenger RNA of Entrophospora sp. SA101, 351 nucleotides long. NCBI's taxonomy places the organism in Eukaryota, Fungi, Glomeromycota, Glomeromycetes, Entrophosporales, Entrophosporaceae. The record is from the annotation of a GenBank genome assembly.